GGGCCUAACUCUCAUCAUCGCUGCUCCAUUGCUCUGGCCUGCAGUGUUGCCAGAUUGGGCGGGUUCCCGCGGGCUUAGGGUCGGUUCGGCGGUUUUUAUUUCCUUAUCAUAAAAAAGUAGUGGACUUAGUUAGGCUGGGUGGCGAUCGGACUUCCACUAAUGUUCUAUGUUCUGAGGCUCAGUGAACGCACCAGGAGGAGACGCUUCAUGGUCCUGGGCUCUGUCGUUGUUGAGAGAAUUGCUGCCUCGCCUGAGUUCAUCACUGCGCAAACUGUUGCGGAAGAAAAUCGUACAUCCCAAGCAGCGGCUGCAGCAGCAAGUCUAGCAAAUGUGCAAACAACACCAACCAUUAAACUAAAGCCAACAAACUUACCAAGAUUUCAUGGUUGCAAAAGAAGCUUUCAUCGCUGGAGAAAAGACUGGGAGAGUUUACAGAAACAAGGAGAACCAACUGGCUCCCUGGAAGUAAAGAGGCUCCAGUUACUGGACAGCAUAGAUGAGAAAAUCUGCCGUCAACAUCGCCUGUCAAUCUAUAACACAGCAGAAGACAUCUUUAGAGUAUUGGAGAACAGAUACGGCAACAAAACAACCAUUGCUCUGGAAAUAAUUGAAGAACUAGAGAAGAUACCAAUUGUAAGAACUAACCAACCCAGAAAAGUCAUUGAUUUAAUUCAGACAGUGGAAAAAGCUCUUGCUGACCUCACUGAGCUUGGAAAUUCAGGAGCCCUCAAAAAUCCGCUCGUGAUCAAAAGCCUUGAAAGUAAACUGCCAGAUGCCGUGAAAAAGGACUGGCUCGUCUUCAUGGUUAAUCCUGCAAACAAUGUCACACCGGACAACCACUUCGACAGUCUUCUCAAGUUCCUGAAAACUCAAGAGGACAUCUUUGAGAGGUUGGAGCAGCUUGGAGUAUCAGAGAAUUCAGAAUGGAGACUGGAUAGAAAACAUGCCUCCACCCGCUCAACCAGAAAGUAUAGUGGAUGUGUGGUUUGUGGGGAUGGAAAACACAGAGAGAAACUAUUCUUCUGUAAACAGUUUAAAGCACUAAACCCAUCUGAGAAAUCAAAUGCAGUAAAGAAACUGGGAGCAUGCCAAAAAUGUCUAGGGUGUCACUCUGAGGAUGAAGAAUGCCUGACAACCAAUUACCUCUGUAGAAAAAGAGACUGCAGUAAAUAUGGUUCUUCAAAUCAUCAUUUCUUUCUCUGUCCAAACGGAGCAGAACGAAGUGAAACUGAUAAAAGUAGAAAAGAAAUCAAGAAAAGAUCAACAUUCACAGAAGAGCAAGAAAAAUUAAUUUCUGGACUUUCACCUGAAAUGGUGGAAAAGUUUAAAAGAGCCUUCUCAAAUGUUGCUGCAGUUACGAAAAACAAGACUAACCUUGUUGAGGAAAGUGAAGUCAAAGUUAAAGAGUUACCUGUUAUCCUAAUGUUAUUGGAAGUUACUGCCAACGCAGGUCAGAAAAUUGGGACUCUAAUAGAUCUGGCUUCUGAUACAAACUACAUCACUCACAGAGCAGCCAAAAGACUGGGCUUGGAAAGUGAGAAGAUUACACUGAUUCUUCAUGGUGUUGGAGGGAUGUCAACAAAAGUAAAGUCAAGAAGAUACUUCCUAAAAAUCAGAGCUAAAACCCCUCAAGGCACUGAAAAAGCACAUCAGCUGAUAUGCUACGGUCUCGAUGAGAUUGCAAAAGUGCAUCAAGUUGUAACAACAGAGCAGCUAAGGAAAUUCUUUCCCGAGAUUGAACCAGAAGACCUGAAGAGACCGAACACCAUUGACCUGCUGAUCAGUCACAGAGAAGGGCGUCUGUCCCCACAAAGGCUCAAAAUAGUGGGUGAUCUUGUCCUGUGGGACAGUCCUCUUGGAAAAAUUGUAGGGGGAGCCCACCCUGACCUGUUUGAGAAUGUUGACAUAACAGCUCACAUGUCUGAAACACAUUUUGCUCGCUCUAUGAGAACAGCUGCAGUAAAAUACAAUGAAGUCACCAACUCAAAAGCAUCUUUCCAGCAUAUGUGUGCAGCAACUACCAGUAACUUCCUGGGCUGGUGGACGUGGGAGAGUAUUGGAGCUGCUUGUGAUCCAAAGUGUGGAGGUUGUCGGUGCGGCAAGUGUCAGCCUGGAGGUAAAGAGAUGUCACUAGUGGAGGAGAAAGAACUUGAAAUUAUAAAGCAAGGCCUCACUUAUGUUACAUCAGACUGUCAUAGCAACUCACCUCACUGGGAUGCAACCUAUCCCUGGACUGUAGAUCCAUCAUGUCUUCCAAACAACAGGAAAGGAGUCGAACAAACAUUUCUGAGAACAGAAAAGCAACUCAACAAACAACCUGAGUGGAAGGCAACUUACACCACCCAAAUCCAUGAAAUGGUGAAGAGGGGAGCAGCAAAACAACUUACACAGGAAGACCUGAACACCUGGAAAGGACCAGUAUGGUAUGUGAGCCAUCUAGUCGCACCAAAGCCAAAUUCCAUGUCUACCCCUGUGCGUCUGGUCUGGAACAGUAGCCAGAAAUUCAAUGGGUUGAGCAUGAAUGACCUCUUACUGAAAGGACCAGAUGUUCUGAAUCCCAUAAGAGCAGUUUUACUACGAUUCAGAAGAGGAGUACACGCAGCGUUGGGUGACAUCAAGAAGAUGUAUAAUUCCGUGUGGCUAGAAGAAAAAGAGAUGCAUCUUCACCGUUUCCUUUGGAGGGAUGACCAAGAACAGGAAAUUGGUGAAUACGCCAUCACCAGAGUGAACAUGGGCGAUCGACCAGCUGGGUGUAUUGCUCAACUGGCUAUGCGAGAAACUGCAAACCUUCAAAUCUUCACCAACCUAGAAGAGGAACGACGAAUUGUUGAAGAAGACAGCUAUGUUGAUGACAUUUUGACAUCCAGUAACACCUUGGAGAACCUGAAUGAAAAUUUAAAGGGUGUUGAACAGAUCCUGAAAGCAGGAGGGUUUUUUCUCAAGCCAUGGAUCCUGUCUGGCCAAAGUGGGAGGCAAACAGAAAUUUCAGAUCCUCUCCCACCUAAAAAGGAAAACAAAGUCCUCAUACUACCAAAUCAGAUGAAGGAAGAGGAGAACAAAGCUCUUGGAGUCGGUUACCUGGUGAAAGAGGACAAGCUUUAUGUAAUGACUGCCAUCAAUUUCUCAAAAAGAAGAUAUAAAAUAAGAGUUGAACCAGAUCUCCUGGAAGAGGACGUAAGAGGUAAAACUCCAAACCCCUUAACUAGAAGGGAGUUACUGAGCCAAGUGGCAAGUCUAUAUGACCCAAUCGGUCUAGUUACACCUACCAAACAAAAGGGGGUGAUUCUCGUUAGAAAAGCCUUUCAAGAAAUUGGAGGUGGAGCUAAGUCCAAAGACACCUGGGACAAACCCCUUUCCGACCACCUGAGGGAAGAAGCAAUACAACUUUUUGAAGAUUACAUUCGUCUCAGUCGCAUCACGUUCCACAGGAGCCUCACACCAGUAGGCUGGGUUGGAAACCCCUGUGGAAUAACAUUUUCUGAUGGAAGCGACAAAAGUUACGGCGCUGUGGUGUACUUCAGAUGGGAAACAACCGAAGGUGUUCAAGUCAGACUUGUUGAAUCAAAAGCAAAGCUUACUCCUAUUGACCAAAAGGGAGAUCCAGUUAAAGCCGAACUCUGUGGAGCUGUCUUUGCAGCUCGACUCAGACAGUACGUUGAAAAGCACAGCCGUAUGAACGUGGACACUUGGUUUCACCUGGUGGACAGUCAAACUGUUCUUGGAGCCAUCCAACGAAACAGUUAUGGGUACCAAACCUUCAUCGCCAACAGGGUUGGUGAAAUCCAAAAGGCUGUACCUGUAGAAGAUUGGUGGUGGAUACCAGGAAAUGUCAAUGUUGCAGACUGUAUAACAAGAGGCACUGGACCUGAAGACCUGCAUGAGGACUCUGAGUGGCAGAGGGGACCACAAUUUUUGAGGAAGCCUUUAACAGAAUGGCCAAUAAAGUCAGCCAAAGAAAUUGCUGCCAGUUCCAAAGAGGAAGUUAACAAACUCCAACGAAAAUCUUUUUCUUCUGCCAUCACAAGAGCUCAGGCAAAAAUCAAGACAGACACGUUCGACGAUAUGGUUCGAGGAGGUCGAGAAAAAGUGUCAUUUGAGCCCAAACUAGAUACUGUUCAUGUUCGCAGAACUUCAGCUGGAGCAGCAAUCAAAAAACUUAUAGAUGUGACAAAAAUCAGCAAUUUCAUGCGUUUAGUCAAAGUUAUUGCUUGGCUUUGGAAAGCUGUUGAAACAUGGAAACAAACAUUGAAGAACCCAAAAAGGAAGCAAAUCAAAGUUCUCUCAAAAGAAGAAUUGAGAAAUGAAAUAAAAAGGCUAACUCUUACUGUGGAAGAACACCGAGAUGCUCUCAGAGACAUCUUCCACGCUGCACAAGAAGGGGUGAGAUUCGAAGACACCACUCUGAACAGACUUGUUGUGUACAAGGAUAAGGAAACACAACUUUAUGUAUGUGGUGGAAGAAUCCAAAGCUUUGAUGAGGACAAGACAGCAGUCCCCCUUUUGCCAUAUAACUCCUGGGUGUCAACGCUCUUGGCUCGAGAAGCACACGAAGCAAACCAUGAAGACAUUGCUGGAACACUCAUAAGGAUGAGAAAAAGAGCCUGGGUUGUUAAAGGCAGAAGAUUGGCUAAGAAAGUGGUUGACAGCUGUGUGGAGUGCAGAAAGACCAAAGCCAAAAGAUGUCAACAAAUUAUGGCUGAUCUUCCUCCAGAGAGAACACAUCAAGCACAACCCUUCGAGUUCACCACAGUCGAUCUAUUUGGACCCUAUGAAGUGAAAGAUGAAGUGAGAAAAAGAGUGAAACUCAAGGUGUGGGGGAUCAUCUUCUCAUGUAUGGCUUCUAGAGCUGUUCAUGCUGAUGUUGUGAGUGAUCAGUCGACCGAGGGUUUUCUGCUAGCCUAUAAGAGGUUUACCUCCAUCCGAGGUCACCCAAGAAAGCUCUGGUCAGAUCCUGGAAGCAACUUUGUAGGAGCAAAACCAGUUCUUGAAAACUUGUACCUGUUCUUAGAUCGGUUAGAAAAGUCAGACCUUCAAAAUGAAGCUGCCAUGCAUGGAACUGAAUGGAGUUGGAAAAUACAUCCUGCCGAUUCACCCCACAGAAACGGAGCAGCUGAGGCAGCUGUCCGGCUGCUGAAAAGAGCCCUGCAUAAUCUGGGCGGAGAUGGCAUAUUUACCUGGGGAGAAUUCCAAACUUUCCUCUACAUGGCAGCCAACCUAACCAACGAAAGACCCAUUGAUGCAAGAACUCAGAGUCAAGAAGACUGCAUAAACUACAUAACACCAAACACCUUACUGCUGGGACGAGCAGGUCCUAAAGGCGACUCCUGCAGUUUCGAUUUUGCAGGAUAUCCGUUCAAAAGACUAAAUGUCAUCCAAGCAGAAGUGAACAGGUUCUGGAAGAAAUGGAGCCAACUUGCUGGACCAAAUCUCCUUAUUAGAAACAAGUGGCAUACCAAGACAAGAAACGUGGCUGUUGGAGAUAUAGUGUGGAUUGCAGAUUCAAAUGCCCUCCGAGGUCAAUACAGACUUGGCAGAGUUGUCAAGGCAAACAGCGACAAGUUUGGAGUUGUCAGGGAUGUGAAAGUAAGGACUUACCCGAGCUAUCCUGUUUCAAACAUGAAGACCAAACCAAAGGAAAGCAAGCCUGCAACAAACAUUCCUGCCACGAUCCUACACCGAGAUGUCAGGCGCAUCAUUGUGAUUCUACCAGUUGAGGAACAGAGUGCUCCGAACAGAGGUGAGACCAAUGCCUGACCUCCUUGGUUCAAGAACAAGGAGCUCAAGUGGGAGGUGUCAUGUUUAAGCAGAGAUAACCUCCACCCGGGCCAAACAUGUUAACUCCACCCGGGCCGGACAUCCCCAUGAAAAAACAAACACCCACCUCACCUCAUUCACCACUGAAAAGAGCUUUCACACCUGCAUCUCUGUUUGAUCUGAUUCCACUCCAGCUCCAGAAUACAAACCAAAGACACAACCGGUUUUCAACCUAUCAUUUAUCAAUCGUCAUCUGCCAAAAUAAACAGAAAGAAAAGCAAAAUGAUUGAAUGACUGAGUUGAUUCCAUGUCCUUUGGAAGACAAAGCCUAUCGAGUCAGGCAGGAGCUGGAGGAGACCAAAAGACUCGACAAUGAUGAGAGUUAGGCCCGCCCACAGAGUUUGACAGAUUGCAUUUGAAUGGUGUGUCCACUUCCUGUUUCAUGAAAUGUGUCAUUAAAUCAUGAAAUAAAUAAAUU
This is a messenger RNA of Oryzias melastigma (Indian medaka), 6232 nucleotides long. RefSeq lists its product as uncharacterized. Bases 160 to 5754 code for a protein of 1864 amino acids. The record is from RefSeq and is a predicted model, not a curated record. Gene Ontology annotation, molecular function: nucleic acid binding. NCBI's taxonomy places the organism in Eukaryota, Metazoa, Chordata, Actinopteri, Beloniformes, Adrianichthyidae. Gene Ontology annotation, biological process: DNA integration. The transcript is spliced from 2 exons.